Symbiodinium natans is the source of this 2793-nucleotide messenger RNA. The record is from the annotation of a GenBank genome assembly. Lineage: Eukaryota; Dinophyceae; Suessiales; Symbiodiniaceae.
AUGCACCGCAGCACUGCGAAGUUGUGGUUGGACAGUGAAUGGCUGCAAUGUUGCAUUGCAGAAUACAGCCCUGGCGCAAUCAUCAUCAUCGUUCCCAACAUAGGUAGUUUAGUUAUCGUUAUCGAGGUGGUUGGCAGGCAGGUGGCAAUCAGAAGCUCAGGCAUACAUGAAGUUUCAAGCAACAGCCACGCACAGGCGUGGUUGCGGCUAAAUGCUCAUGAUCUGUGGUUCCCUGUGGUUGGCUCCAACCAAGAGGUUCAUGGUUUUCACUUCGCUUGCAAGAACACAGAUCUUCAGGACAUCUCCGCGCGCCUUGAAGCCAGAUUUCCUGAAAUAAGCGCACAUGAGCCCUCGGCACCAUUGUCGAUUUCUUGGUUGUUGUUUCUGGCGAGGUUCAGAGGGUGGUGCGAGCUGCACAACGACAUUAAAGAGGUCAAGAGCUGUGUAAGGUCCCUACUGCGUGUUUUUAUUAAAUUCGGGGUGUCCCCAGACUGGCAAUAUUUCCCGGAAGACGACGACGUCCGACUACUUUGCGUAAGUUACGCCGUUGCUCUGGCAUUUGACCAGCUCGGCGAGACGGCAGAGGAUUUGAUGACUGACGUGUGGGAGGAGGCUUUUCAUUACGAUUCACCUGCAUCCAAACAUGUACUCAAUAUGCGUGGCUGGUUCAACAGUCAAAAUCUGUUCCGGAGUAUGCUGUUUGACGUAUCUGAGCUUGUCAAGGCAAUGAAGCCACAAGUGGUCAACUUGGUCAACGCAACAAAAGUCCCACUGCAGAUUUACGUGUCAAGGGAUGGAGUUGAUGGCACUGCUGAGGUCAGGUCCUUGCCAGCUCGUGCAAAAACAGAGCUGAAAGUGGGUGCCAGCGACUUCCCUGAUGCGGCCGGUGCGUUGACCAUGCAGACCAUCCUUCGGAGGGUGACAUGCUUCGAGGACGCGAUAAGGUUCUUGCCGGGCAAGGAUCAGUACGCACAGGAGGCAUCAGGUCGACACGAUGAUGACAACCCCAUCAGCGUACUUGGUCACAGCAGAUUGUGUGAGAGCAGGAGCCAGGAUGAGAACACUUUGCGCGUCGUUCAAAAACGAUGUCCUGCACGCUGGAUGGAGAGACUAGCAGAUGAAAGCUGCUUCUGCGAUUUGAGCAUACCUGCCAUUCAGGGCGCCAGCUUCAAAGCUUGCAACACAGAAGCUUUUCUUUCCUUACUGAACUACGGCUUCAGGGCUUUCGAGGUGUCCUUGAAUGCGGGCGACAGGCUGAACAUUGAACAUGCAGGACAAAGUCAGCCUUCGCUUCCGAAAGCCUUGUGCUUCGGCGACCUGAGCUUUCUGCAGGUCACGGCGGCUUGUACUGAUUUUCUCAAGAAGCACCCUGCAGAGUGCGUCACGCUCAUCAUACAUCGCGGAAGCUUGGAGGCCUGCCCAAGCACGGUUCUCACUACCUAUGAGCCCUUCGAGCUGGCGAUGUGCCUAGGUCAGGCUCGAGGCAAGAUUCUGGUUCUUCUGAAAGAUGCUUCUAACCAGCCAGUAUCUGCCGAUGGCAGGUUUGAUCUGCUGGUGGUGGAUGCCAAGCAGAGAGGAUGCAAGUUGCCAGCAAGGAUGAUGUGUUUGGAUGGAGCGACAACUCCAUCUUGGUUGCCAUUGCUGCUGCAGUCCCUGCAACCGACCCCUCUUGGGUUCGCUUUCUGUCAAGUCAACGAAGUGGAUGAGUCCAUUGAUGCUUGGAUCCUUCUUGUUGUGUCAUUGAACGUUUUCAAAGAAGAGACCAAUCCAGGAUCUCUAAUCUGCGGUUGCUUUCGUGAAGGCAGUCCGCCCAUUCCAUGCGGAUUCUUUCUGAGCAAGCCGAAGGGCUGCACAAUGGCAGACGAAUGCAUCAGAUGCCACAAUUGUUGCAAGAAGCGCAGCGGGCGCAGACGCGCUGCGCGUUUGCGACAUGAAGCAGACGCUGUGAUUCAAGGAGACGCUGAGAAUCAAGACGAGUCCCGUGUUCCCAUCAAAUCCCUUACGCCAUUCUUCGAGCUGGGAGAUGCCAUCGAGGCAUUGGUGAAAGCCAGACACGAGUUUAUGCAGAGAUGUUUGUGCUUUGGGAUCGGCUUGCGACACACAUCAAUGUGGCACACUUGCUUCAAGCCUUAUGAACGUGCUCUGCGUGACUGUCUCACCGAGCUCUCACCAUCGCUGCGAUGCAGAAGGCUUCUUGAAAACCACUGGGCGAACCGCACUCGCUGGAAGGAUUCGGACUGGACGAGCAGUCUGGUCACAAAUGAAUGGAAAGAACCCCCUGCUGAGAGGCUUGAACUUCGGUUCCAGCACCUUGCUAGAUGUUUGAUGUGUGCCCAUGCGGUUUGGGCUAGACCGGACGAUGGCACGGCAAGCUUGAUGAGAUCUCUGCAGUUUUUGCGGCAAGCCGCACAAUGGCGAUCCAGAUACGCUUGCGACGGCUUCCUAGUCUCAGAGAUCUGGGCAGCCAGUGCCAUCUUUGCCGAGGAUACACAGAUGUGGACCCUGCAGGCUGAGGAUACACACAUGUGGACCCUGCAGGGAGUUCACGUGGAGCAUGUGAGGCAGGCGCAGAAGGCCCUUGUCGGAGAAGUCUGGCCAGAAGUUCAGGCACUGAUUCAGUACCAGAGAAAGGCCUGGUCACUGGCAGCUGAUGCCUUGCUUCCUGCAGAUCCUGCUGUCUCGGCUCACACGAAAGAACGUGAAGACUUAUCUGCAGCGUAUCGGAGAUAUGGUGACAUGUACUGUACAAACCAAACGGGGUGCCAGCAUGACGAACAUCCUGACAUGCAGUGA